Molecule: messenger RNA, 7160 nt
Organism: Eubalaena glacialis (North Atlantic right whale)
Lineage: Eukaryota; Metazoa; Chordata; Mammalia; Artiodactyla; Balaenidae
Gene: PDE4D
Product: phosphodiesterase 4D
Exons: 16
Coding region: 592-2715 (707 amino acids)
Biological process (GO): signal transduction; regulation of cardiac muscle cell contraction; cAMP catabolic process
Cellular component (GO): perinuclear region of cytoplasm; nucleus; cytosol
Molecular function (GO): transmembrane transporter binding; 3',5'-cyclic-AMP phosphodiesterase activity; ATPase binding
Source: RefSeq, a predicted model, not a curated record
AAUUACGUUCACAGGUACAGCAGUGAGCCCAACUCAAGUGUGGAGAGCUUUGUUCCCUCCAUGACUUCUUGGCUCCCCCCGGAGAAGAGUGCUUUCCUGUGGUCGCCCUGAAAUGGAACUUCACUGACAGCUCUGCGGUGUUACUGUACCUCGCGGUCAUUUUCGUUUCCUUUCUCUCUACCUGAGCACUUUUAGAGUGUCAGAAACCUUUAAACCUUUUGUUGCGGAAUUGCAAAAAGGAUGCGAUCAAGUGGCUCUUUCACUGUGUUGGUUGCCCUUGUGACCAGAUGAAGAAUAGAUUCAAAAUCCAGUUCCUCCCUUGGCCAUGCAAAACAGAAAACAAACUGUCACUUAAGAACAGCCCGGUGCUGGAGUAAAUUCAGUAUGAAAGAGGAAAAAGCUCCUGUGUCUUAGAAGCCUCCCUCUGUUCUGGACUGGGGGCAGGAGUUGGACUCCGGGAAAUUUGGAUUUCUUCAAACAACCUCCUUUGGAAAUGGAAUAUAUUUCAAGCCAUCUUUGUCAAAACACAGCUGAAAUGUAUUAAUCAGAAUACUUGAAGAAGAUUUUUUCUUUCUUCUUUUUUUCUUCAAAAUGAGCAUUAUUAUGAAGCCAAGAUCCCGGUCUACAAGUUCCCUGAGGACUUCGGAGGGAGUGUGCUUCGAUGUGGACAAUGGCACAUCUUCUGGACGGAGUCCCUUGGAUCCCAUGACCAGCCCGGGAUCUGGGCUAAUUCUCCAAGCAAACUUUGUCCACAGUCAACGCCGGGAGUCCUUUCUGUAUCGAUCUGACAGCGAUUAUGACCUCUCACCAAAGUCUAUGUCCCGGAACUCCUCCAUUGCCAGUGACAUACAUGGAGAUGACCUGAUUGUGACUCCCUUUGCACAGGUCUUGGCCAGCCUGCGAACUGUACGGAACAACUUUGCUGCAUUGACUAAUUUGCAAGACCGAGCACCUAGCAAAAGAUCACCCAUGUGCAACCAACCGUCCAUCAACAAAGCCACCCUAACAGCUGAGGUGAUACCAGAAGAACUCAAGAGUAGACUUGAAGUGAUAUCAGAGGAAGGUGGUUACCCAAGUUUACUGACUGCUGAGGAGGCCUACCAGAAACUGGCCAGCGAGACCCUGGAGGAGCUGGACUGGUGUCUGGACCAGCUAGAGACCCUGCAGACCAGGCACUCCGUCAGUGAGAUGGCCUCCAACAAGUUUAAAAGGAUGCUUAAUCGAGAGCUCACCCAUCUGUCUGAAAUGAGUCGGUCUGGAAAUCAAGUGUCAGAGUAUAUAUCAAACACAUUCUUAGAUAAGCAACAUGAAGUGGAAAUUCCUUCUCCGACUCAGAAGGAAAAGGAGAAAAAGAAAAGGCCAAUGUCUCAGAUCAGUGGGGUCAAGAAAUUGAUGCACAGCUCCAGUUUGACUAAUUCAAGCAUCCCAAGGUUUGGGGUCAAAACUGAACAAGAAGACAUCCUUGCCAAGGAACUAGAAGAUGUGAACAAAUGGGGUCUUCACGUUUUCAGAAUAGCAGAGUUGUCUGGCAACCGGCCUUUGACUGUUAUCAUGCACACCAUUUUUCAGGAACGGGAUUUAUUAAAAACAUUUAAAAUUCCAGUGGACACUUUAAUUACAUACCUGAUGACCCUGGAAGAUCAUUACCACGCUGAUGUGGCCUACCACAAUAAUAUUCACGCUGCAGACGUCGUCCAGUCAACACACGUGCUGUUAUCUACACCUGCUUUGGAGGCUGUGUUUACAGAUUUAGAGAUUCUUGCAGCAAUUUUUGCCAGUGCAAUACAUGAUGUAGAUCAUCCUGGUGUGUCCAAUCAGUUUCUGAUCAAUACAAACUCUGAACUUGCCUUGAUGUACAAUGAUUCUUCUGUCCUGGAGAACCAUCAUUUGGCUGUGGGCUUUAAGUUGCUUCAGGAAGAAAACUGUGACAUUUUCCAGAAUUUGACCAAAAAGCAAAGACAAUCAUUAAGGAAGAUGGUCAUUGAUAUUGUACUUGCAACAGACAUGUCAAAGCACAUGAAUCUACUGGCUGAUUUGAAAACUAUGGUUGAAACUAAGAAAGUGACAAGUUCUGGAGUUCUUCUUCUUGAUAAUUAUUCUGAUAGGAUUCAGGUCCUUCAGAACAUGGUGCAUUGUGCCGACCUGAGCAACCCAACCAAGCCUCUCCAGCUAUACCGCCAGUGGACGGACCGCAUCAUGGAGGAGUUCUUCCGCCAAGGGGACCGAGAGAGGGAGCGGGGCAUGGAGAUAAGCCCCAUGUGUGACAAGCACAAUGCUUCUGUGGAAAAAUCACAGGUGGGCUUCAUAGACUACAUUGUUCAUCCUCUCUGGGAGACGUGGGCAGACCUGGUCCAUCCUGACGCCCAGGACAUUUUGGACACUUUGGAGGACAAUCGUGAGUGGUACCAGAGCACAAUUCCUCAGAGCCCCUCCCCGGCGCCGGAUGACCAGGAGGAGGGCCGGCAGGGUCAAACCGAGAAGUUCCAGUUUGAACUGACUUUAGAGGAGGACGGCGAGUCAGACACCGAAAAGGACAGUGGGAGUCAAGUGGAAGAAGACACGAGCUGCAGUGACUCCAAGACGCUCUGCACUCAAGACUCGGAGUCCACCGAAAUCCCCCUGGAUGAGCAGGCGGAAGAGGAAGCCGUGGGGGAGGAGGAGGAGGAGAGCCAGCCCGAGGCCUGUGCCAUCGGAGACCACUCGCCCGACACAUAACAGGGCAGAGACUUCCAUGCCUUUUGUUUGCGUUUUUUGUUUUUUUAAGUAGAAACAUUGUUUCCAAAGUGCAUGUCACAUGCCACAACUACGGUCACACCUCACUGUCAUCUGCCAGGACGUUUGCGGAACAAAACUGACCUUGACGACUCAGUCUAGCGCUCAGGAAUAUCGUCACCAGUUUUUUCACCUCCAUGUCAUCAGAACGAGGGGGACAUCUUCACGAACAGCAGUGUCACAAGAUUGCAGCUCGGUCGAGCUGAAGAAGCAGAGAAAAUCAACUCCAAAGUGUUUUCUAGGGAGUGUGGCUCAUCAGGCAGCCCAAAAGUUGAGAUGAUUUGGGGGUUCUUUUCCUUUUUAUUUGUUUGCAGUAUUUUCAGCAGCAAGAAGGCAUUACAUGGACGGAGUGAAGCAACAAGUGGGUCAGGAACAGGACACAUUGUGAAGCUGUUACCAGGAAGAAGAUGAGCCACAGAAAUUGCAUAAUUUUCUAAUUUCAAGUCUUCCUGAUACCUGACUGCAUAGUGUGGUUCAGUGAGCUGCACUGACCUCUACAUUUUGUAUGAUAUGUAAAACAGAUUUUUUGUAGAGCUUACUUUUAUUAUUAAAUGUAUUGAGGUAUUAUAUUUAAAAAACUACGUUCAGAACUUCAUCUGCCACUGGUUAUUUUUUUUCUAAGGAGUAACUUGCAAGUUUUCAGUACAAAUCUGUGCUACACUGGAUAAACCUAAUUUACAAAUUUUACUUGCACCUUAGACUUCAUAGCAAUUAACUGAUUUGUAGUGACCCAUUGUUUUAUAUACCAAUGACUUCCAGAUUUUAAAAACAAAAAUUGACUUUAUGUUGCAGGAAACCCUUUUUGUAGGUCUUCGUUUACUGGCUUUUCGUUUCACUCUUUUCAGACACGCAGAGUUGCUCCCCACUUACAUUUCUCUUCACCGUGUGCAAAGUGAAUACUUGUUCCACAAUACUUUGAUGUGCAUUCUGUCUAAUGUGUCUCAAGCCUCAUGGACACUCAGUCAUCAGUUGGUGUUGUCUGAAGCAAGUGAGAGAUAUAUAAAUACCCAGUAGCUAAAAUGAUCAGUCUUUUUUAGAUAUUUUCCUACUUAGUGUCUUCUGAGAACAUUUUGCUGUGGCGAUAGACCCUCAUUUCACAAGUGCAUGUCUUUGUAAUAACCCACACAUUUCAUGCUCAUUUUUGUUUUCACAGUCAUAGUAAGAACUUUUCCCCCUUGUGCUGCUUCAUUAUCAGUGUGUGUUUGAACCUCUGUCCACAUUCACUGCAUGGUGUCUUAUCAGCUAUAUCACCACCAUGCUGACUGAUGCAAAGAACAGGUAGUCAAGUUAGAGUUAGCAUUCUUUUCUGCCAUGAGGUCAUAUAUAAUGACUAGCUUUUACUUUUGAUUUAUGAAGAAACGUUAACAGCUAGCUAGGUAAUUUUUUAACAAUAUUAGCAGAAUAUAUUAAUGAAGACCAGUACAAUGAAUGCUCUUUUGUUUCUCUGAUUUCAUCAUGGGAUUAAGAACUGUAUGAGGAAUAUUCCUGAGAAGUGAUUUUAAGUGUAGCAAUGACUCUUCCUUAACGGACAGCCAUGUAACACGUAGCACUUGAUUUAUCAGUUAUCAUUGAUCCAUAAGUAUGUCUUGUGGAGAAAAACUUCUUUAAAUACACUGACAGAAAGAAGUUGAUGAUGCCCCUGGCACCAGAGAUUUGGCAAUAUAAUGCCGUUUUAAAAUACUGGGCUGGGUAAGAAGAUUCUGCCUAAGUCAAACAUUAGAGAUCACUGUUGGCUAAAUUUAGCAUCAAGAAAUGUAUUACAAUUUUAGAGAUUGAUUCCCAGUAUUUACCUUCAAUUGGCAUCUUGGGGCAUUUAUUUAGUUUGGACUUCCUUCCCACUUCAGCUCUUAAUAAAGUGUUUACCUUCUCUGUGAAGAGUUUGGAGCCCAAAUAAUCAUUUUUUAGAGUGAUAUCCAAGAACCCAAGUAGAGGCUAAAGGAGUAUCAGACCAAAUGGAAAAUAAAUAAAACACUAAAUAAAAUUGUAACCCUGAAAAACAUUUAUAUUGGGGAUGUCAAAAGAAGCCAUCUGGGGACUAAUCACUAAGUCAGCAGCCAGGGAAAUGACCCAAGCUGAAGAUACUAUUUUAAUCCCCUGAGAUCCACUGAUGCUUAGAAAUUUGGAUAGAAAAAUUAUGUAGCUCCGAUCUUUCACACAGAGCACAGGAUAGGAAUUGACCAAUUAAUUAUCAGAUUUCCACCCUCCUUCCCCUGUAAAAAUCAGACUUUCAAAGAAAGUCUUAUGUUUGGCAAGUGGUUUCACAAGAAUAUUUGGAAACUUGUUUCCAUUUUUAUUUGUCCCUGAUGGAGGUUUAGAGGAAAAGGCAAAGAAUCUAGUGUUUAUUCCUUUCUCAAAAUAUUCUCAUUCCUUCCCCUCCCUAAUGCUUGGUAUUUCCCCCCCAGAGUGCCUAGAAUCUUAAUAAUGAAAAAAAAAAAAAUUAAAACAGCAAUAUGUCACAAACAAAUCCAGACCUGAAAAGAUUUAUAACUGCACUAAAAAAGAGAGGCUUUUUCUUUUUCAAUUUGUUGGUUUUUAAUGGUCACAUGUUGUAAAGAUAUCCACUGAUGGACAAUCAAAUUGUAGAAGAGACAUAAUAUCCAAAAGACAGGGACUAGUGCACUAUACACUCUACUUCUCCUCUCCCUUCUCUUUCACCAAAGUGUGCUUCAGAAUUAUACACUGCUUUAAAAAGAAUAUCCUUUUACAAGUGACUUUACGUUUCCUAAAAUGCCAUAAAAAAAUGCAAUAUCUGGGUACUUUACGGGGAAGAAAAUGUCCAAGUUUGCAUAAAACCAGUACAUUUCAGCUUGCAAGUUACUAAACACGAUAAUGCUGUUUUAAUUUUCUUUUACGUCACUUAAAAUUCACAAGAAAAUAAUGUAGAUAGAACAAAUUGCAGACAAGGAAAAAAAAAACUUGAAUGAAGUGGAUUUUACAGAAAGCUUUAUGAUACUCUUUGAAUGCAUUAUUUAUUUUUUGUGCCAUGCAUUUUUUUCUCACCAAAUGACCUUACCGGUAAUACAGUCUUGUUUGUCUGUUUACAACCAUGUAUUUAUUGUAAUGUACAUACUGUAAUGUUAAUUGUAAAUUAUCAGUUCUUAUUAAAACAUCAUCCCGCAAUGGGAUGGUGUUGAUAUAUUUGGAAACUCUUGGUGAGAGAAUGAAUGGUGUGUAUACAUACUCCUUGUACAUUUUCUUUUCUUCUAUAAAAUAGUCUUGUCACCUUAGAGCUUGUUUAUGGAAGAUUCAAGAAAACUAUAAAAUACAUAAAGGUAUAUAAAAUUAAGAAAACAUAGCUGCAGGUCUUUGGUCCCAGGGCUGUGCCUUAACUUUAAUCAAUAUUUUCUUCUGUUUUGCUGCAUUUGAAAGUUAGGUAAUGGUGGGGCUAGGGCUGGGCAUUUUACAUCUGAGCUUUGAAUCUGUUGGAUUUCUGGCAACAGCUGGAUUUUACAGAAACACGGACCACCUCUGGAGCAUUCUGAGACCCUUUUGAGAGACAAGCCCUUAAGUACUUUUUGCCAUGAAGCAGCAUGGCAUAUUGAUGGUGAUUUUUCCCUAUCAGAUACUAACUGAGCUACUUUAGUUAGUUACAUUUGAUUUUUUAUUUUCAAACACUACUGGGAAGAUAUAUUCUUGUCCAGUGAUUAUAAAAAGUCUUUUUAGUCUUUAAAAGUCUUCUAGAGCACGUGGGCAAAUGAAUUUGAUUUGAAACUAGAGCCGUAGGUCACGUGUGUUAGUAAUUUAUUCCUUGGCUUCCUGUCAUGUUAAGGAAAUAUAUAAUAUGAAAAAGGUCAUUUUUUUAACCAUUCAACUAAGAUGAACCAAAUUUCCUUAUGUAUGUAAAUCCAUAUAUUUAAACACAAAGUUUUAUAUGAUGCCAAUUCACACGGCAUAAUGGAUUCACCAUUCUCUAGAAUCUGUUUCAGCAAAACUUACAUUGCUUUAGAAUUUUUAAAUUCAACCUUGCACAGCUCCUAAAAGCUAUGAAAAAUUCCCAGUGGCCCAGCCCUCAGGAUGUGUGACUUAGUGAAAGGAGAGAUUCUUCUUCUAGAAAAAAUGAGCCUCCUUUUAUUUUCUUUCUUUCUUUAUUUUAUUUUAUUUUAUUUUUGACACAAACUGUAGAUUUUAGCAGCCCUGGCCCAAAGGAAUUUGAUUACUUUUGUUUUAAACAGUACAACGGGGACACUAUAAUUACAAAAAAACAUCCUUACUGAUUUUAGUUGUUUUUAAUUUGAUUUCUUUGGAUAUGUUUUCAGAGUGGUAAAUUGUGUGUGAGCAUUACAAAUGAUGAUUCUCUUAGUGGUUUCUUAGCCUCUCUUACAGCCCAUGGGGAUAGUACUGUACAUCAAUACCUUCAUAUGAAAUUUUUAUAUGCAAUGGAAAUAAAA